UAGCGAGUAGCGCGCGCCUUGGUGUGUGUGUUGGUCGGUUGGUCCCUCGCCGCCAUGCUAGUGGUUAGUUUAGUGAACCAAACAUCAUGAUGUGGCAAAACGUUUGCACGAGUUAAGGUUGGAGUAACGCCGCGUUACCGGCGAGCCGUCGUUAUGUUAUUCGUAAUUCACGUUCGAUAAGCGUAAACACGCUCGUGUUAAUAGUACAAAAGUUAAGUAGCCGCGACACGACGACGCAACGACACACAGUCCACAUCCGCGAGAAUCCGCGAUUCCCGCGAAUCGGUGCAGCGCCAAAGUCACACAAGCUUAAAUCCUAAUGUGAAGUCACGCGAAUGUGAACGUUCUCGUAAACAUCCUGACGAAGACGUUCCACACAGCUAGAGAGACGGGGUCUCUUUCUCAUUGCAACCAGAGAACAACAAGAACAGAAACGAUGCUGGAUCCAAGUGUAUUGACAGAUUUGGAGGAGUUGACACUAUGCAGUUAUUGCAAACAGAAGUACAACGAUUCAGAGCAAUGCCCAAAGUUUUUGAGUUGCAAGCACUUCUUCUGUUUGCGAUGCAUAGAGAACAAUUUCAUAAAAGGCCGUGAAUUAUUUUGUGCUCAUUGUUGGAAGAGAACUGAAUUGGGCGAUCAAGGACCCGAUGCCUUGCCAACGCAUUCUGCACUUCUUGCGCUAGCAAAUAAUUUUUCACAUCUCAAGAUAACAUCGAACAAUACGUCCGUUAAGCCCAUUGAGAAAGAGAGAAAGAGUGAGAAUUGUCACACGCAUGGCAUGCCACUAGCAUUAUGGUGUGGAACGUGUUAUACGUCCCUCUGUCGAGCUUGUGCAACACCACAGGAACACCCUGGUCACCAGAUUAAAUCACAGACUGAUGCCAAAGAUCAACUCAUAGCCGAUGUUCAAGUGGAAUUAGUUGCAAUGGGAAAAUUGUCAUCCGAAAUUCAAAGACUGGCAAUGCAACAGCGAGAAUUUUUAAUAAAAGUAUUGGAGGCUUGUGUAACAUUGAAAACGCACGUUGAAACCGAUUUGCAAAAUGGUUGGAGUCACUUCCCAGAGAUCACGGAUGCACGCGAAACAUUGGGCAAGGCAAAAGCGAGCUUGCAAAUGAUUGACAAUCCAAAUGACGUAUACAGUUUACAUUCACAGUUGAUUAUUGAAAAGCAAAGGUUGCAAUCAAAAUAUCAGGAGAUGAUAUUGCAAUGUCAAUUGGAUGAUUUAAUAGGCAAUUCGGGUGUGAUUUUUGAUUUUGCAUUAUUAAAGCAAGCAUUGGCUGGAAUUCAUUCGGGCGAGACGGUGUUACCUCAAACGCACGGUAACGGUGGUCGAUUAGCGGCUUCACAAAAUCCUAUUUUGUUUCUUGCUAAUUAUUGUAUGUCGCAAUUGUACUCGAGGCAUAUGGUCAGCAAGCAACACUUGCAAAAUGGUUCGAUAGACUAUCAUUCGAAUAUGAUGUCAUCGCAAGGACCAACAGGUUCGGUGCACGUUCAUCAGGGACCGCCUCAACAACAACAACAGCAACAACAACAACAGCAGCAACAACUUCUCAUUCCACCAGGUUCACCGUCCGUAAAAUCGGUCACGUCAGCGCCACCAAACACAAUGAUCCAUCCCCAACAGCAAUCCACAUUUAUAGCCGACGCCGGUUCUAGUAGCGGUCCUCUAGUUACUGUCCAUUCUCCUCAACAACCGUCCAGCAAUAUUAAUCUUCGCGGGCCCUCCAAUCCCUAUCCAAUGUAUUAUUUCAAUAUAGAAGUUAAUGGAUCGCCGCACGGUCGCAUUGUCAUUGAAGUGAGACCCGAUGCUGCGCCAAAAAUGGCGAAAAAUUUCAGUGUUCUUGCCACUGGGGAAAUUGGAGUUGGCUAUAAGGGUUGCUCGAUAUUUCAAUGUUGGGAGGGCGAGUCAGUGAUAACCGGUGAUUUUGAAUUGAAUAAUGGUCGCGGCGGUCGUAGUAUAUUUGAAGACGGUUAUUUUAUGCCUGACGAUACAAAAUUCCCAUCGGUGCGUGGUGCAGUCGGUAUGCGACGAACCCAAAAGCGUCACGACAAUCUCGGAAUGGUUGGUUCACAAUUUCGUAUAAUAUUACAGGAAAUGCGCGGUUUCACUGCAAUAUUCGGCCACGUUGUCGAGGGCCUUGAAUUGGUGGAAAAAAUAUCAACAUUCGGUGAUCAAACCGGCAAGCCAACGAAAUCAAUUUUGAUCACCAAAUGUGGUAAAUUGUAACGAUUGGAUGAGGCGCGAGUCCGACAAGUCGCCACGAUAUCCAUCGUUCUUUUUUUCUUGUUUUCCAGUCAUGAUUUUAUGAAAAGUUGCGUCGUUACUAUCAAAGGGUGGGUGGUGUGCAAUGAAAUAGUUCAAUUUUAGGGGGUGGGGGUCGGGGUGAUAAAAAGGCAAGUUUUAAUGAAUUAGGAAAAUUUAUUGAUGAAAUGUGUUCCGAACUAAUUGAUGUCAAGUCUUUGUGUAUGCAUGGCGGACACAAAAAAAAGAGUCUUGUUUUUAGAGAGGGAAAAUUUGUAGAAAUAAAUCGCUAGUUCGCGCAAUCGCUCCCGAAGUACCUUUUUUGUGCACGGUGCUUCAAACGUUAAAGAAAAUCACACAACUUUGAAUUAACUAAACGAUAGAUGAAGAUGAAGAAGAAGAAGAAGAAGCAGAGUGUUGAAUCUAUUUUUAAACGUGGAGGAAAUAAUGAAAAAUGCAUAUUUUGCUAUUGAUCGGGAAUUUUCGCGAAUCAAUAUCUAUUUAUAAAAAAAACGAUGAUCGGCGCGUACGUACCUCAGAUCGAUCUUCAUAUCGAUACGACUCCUAGCUAUAUUGGUACUUGUUUCAGAAAAAAUUUUCUGAACGUUUAUUUUCGCUAUCGGCGUAUUGUCUAGUUUUAAAUGCAUCGUGCCACCGCAACGAUAACGGUGUCUAAAAUGCAUAAACUUUAGCUCGUUGUUAGAUACGUGUAAAAUGGGGGAAUAAGUAUAAAAUAGACGGGGCGAUCGUACACAUAUAAAUAAAUAACAAAUAUACAAAAAAAAUAUAUAUAUAUAUAUUAUAAAAAGAAGCAUAUAUAUUUUUAGACGGGGACUUGUGUGUUUUUUGGCUCAAGUGCAUGACUUGACAAAAGUAAAAAAGAUAAAGAAAAAGAGUAAAAGAAAAACGACAUGAAGGUCGCAUAGAUUCAAUUGAAGCGGUUUUCGUUUCCUUUUUUUAUUUCCCUUUUUAAAAAAAUGGCCGAUCGUUACAUCCUUCCAAAGAAGAAAGAGAAAGGAAGAAGAUAGUCUGCGUAGCGAUUCCAAAAUACCUCCUAUUUGAACGUAGACUUUAAAAAGAAAAACUCCCUUUCUGCUUUCCAUCGACUAGCGGAUUUUGUCGUUGAAUAAAUAAUUAUGUUUAAGAUUGGAUCUCAUUGUCAGUACACGAAUGUAUGCAAGGCCUAAAAUACCGCAUAGAACGAACGUUUCGUAGCUUCUGAACGCGAAAAACGAAUGACAUAUGAGCGGAUAUAUUGUAUGAUGAAGAAAAAAAAUAAAUAUUUAACGAAAUCAUUCCUUUAUAAUGUAUAUCGAAAUAUGUACUACGACUAUGUAAUGCGUUAUUAAUAAUUGUGUAAAAUGUCGUGAAACAAAAAAAAAAUCCCAACGUAACGAAUGUAUUAUACUAUUACAAAUGUACACAUUCAUUUGCGAAAGCGAGUCGCGGAAUCUCGCAAAAAACGUACAGACACACCUAUAUAUUAUAGAUAUGCACGUCCUCGUCGUCGAGAUUGCCUUUUUCGAAGAAAAACCUCAUUCGAUGUUGAACUUGAAAGUUUUAACGCUGUUAAUUAUCUAUUAAAUGAGUAUGUAAACGCGCGAAAAACGCAUGACGAAUCGAAAAAUGCGGCUAAAAAAGAAAAUGCUAGACUCGGAAAAGGUGGACGAGCUCGAUUAGAAAAAAAAAAUCUCGUUCCGGUCGUAACGACAAAACUUGUACAAUAUUUCGAGCCUCGACGUGAGAAAAACAAAAAAACAAACAAAAAAAAUAAAUAAAAAUCUAUUAUAUAUAUACGAAUACACGCUCAUCUUACCGAAACGAGCAGCCCACCUGUACAUAUAUUUUUAUUGAACGUGAGGAAACAGAUCGAUCCGAUCUCGAGUAUCAUUGGCUCUCGAUCACUUGUCCUCGUGUUCAAGAAAAACAAAAAAAAAAAAACUUAGCGAUCAUUACACUCUUUAAUUCUUGUUUUUACGUCUUUCCAUUAUUCUUUAAUUUAAGGCACAACAAAAAAGAAAAAUCGAAUUUGUUCCUUUCAAGUUUUACGAAAAUGAUAGUUGAAAAAAACAGCACUUUUGUUUCAAAGAUCCAAAACUCAUUAUUUUACGGCUUGAAUAUUAUAUAAAUAAUCCGUUACCGAACUCGAUGUACUUUUUAAAUAUUCAAUUUUUGAGUUAUAAAUUUUUAUCCCCUUCAAAAACAAAAA
Molecule: messenger RNA, 4451 nt
Organism: Leptopilina heterotoma
Lineage: Eukaryota; Metazoa; Arthropoda; Insecta; Hymenoptera; Figitidae
Exons: 4
Coding region: 437-2227 (596 amino acids)
Biological process (GO): protein peptidyl-prolyl isomerization
Molecular function (GO): peptidyl-prolyl cis-trans isomerase activity; zinc ion binding
Source: RefSeq, a predicted model, not a curated record